Molecule: messenger RNA, 354 nt
Organism: Penicillium roqueforti
Lineage: Eukaryota; Fungi; Ascomycota; Eurotiomycetes; Eurotiales; Aspergillaceae
Exons: 2
Coding region: 1-354 (117 amino acids)
Source: RefSeq, a predicted model, not a curated record
AUGUCAGACUCUACCUUCCACACCACAACUCAGGACAUCCGCAAGGCCGAGUCCAAGCUUGCCCAGUCACACGAUGGCAAGCCCCCAGCAAACUCCGACGUCUCUCAAACCAAGUCCAUCAUUGACCAAAACACCAACAAGCCCGCGGAAAUCGAGAAGACCAAGGCCAACCUGCCUCUGCCCGACCAACCCCCGGUUGCCAGUGACUUUAACUCCCUUGACCAGCGUACCACUAAUGUGGGCUCUGGGCGUUUCGAGUACCCUCCUGAUAACAGUGGCUUGCGCGAGGGUGCAGCUGCUAGCAGCAGCGCCCGCAUUGAUGGAAAGGAGCUGCACAAGAGCACUGCCCCAUGA